AACUAAUUGGCUGGGACAUGAGACCACAAUACUAUUAUUCCUACUUCCGGGGCAAGGAAGGUGUACGAGAAUUCGCUCCCCUUAAACAGAUAGAAUUCUCUCGUACAUAAAUAACCUUUUACUAAAGUGAAAGGAGAAAAACAUUGGUGGAUAAUUUACUAUUUAGUCCUUUUUCUUAACUAUCCAAUCAAAUGUAUAAACGUUAAACGAAAUAGAAUGUUCUCGUUUACAGAAUAUGGUGAGAUAACAAGAGCAUCUCUAUUGCCUUUAACAAUCAAAUUUCUUUGUUUUUCUCAACUUCUUAAUCAAAGAACUACUAUGGAAGACAAGCUGGUCUCCACGGAAAGUGGCAUUAUUGUGGUCCUUUUUUAUCUCGUCUGUUCUUCUGUUGCUUUUCACAAAGUGGGAAUGUUGUUACAUCCACUGUCUUUCCCGUUAUGUCAAAUUUUAUUGCUUAAAAGUUUGACGGAAACUAUUGAAACCAACUUAUCUCACUUUAAACUUUUAGUAAUGUGCAUCUAAAGUGAAUGGUUGCAAGUUUCAAUUUAAACGUAUAUCGCAACACAGACCAAUAUUUUCCUGCUUAAUGGCCACUCCAGCGGAAAAAGAAGACAUCAUUAAAUAGUUUUGGCUGUGCAUUCGAAAUUUUAGAUACCUGGUUAGAUUUUUUAGUCCCAUUGGUUGCUUUUUACAUGGUUCUUAUCAUAAAAUAAUUUUCUAGAACAUUUAUUUUCUGAGUGAAGAAAGAAAAAUGUAACUGGAAAAGUGAAAAGUUGAAAAAAGAACGAUACCAAUGAUGCUGAACAAGUCAGCACGAAAUAGCUGUUGGAUUAGUUAAUAAACAUGAAAACGUCUUAAUCAAAAAAUAAACAGGAAAAAGUGUAAAAAGGCUGCCAGGUCUUUCUAGCACUCGCCUGUUCUUUAAUAGUAGUAGUUUUAGUUUAUCAAAUGGAAGGCUAUCGAAUUGAAGUAUUUGACAUGUUCCACAACAGCCGUCGAUCAUCCAUGAAUUGAACAAUGUCGUUGACAACUUCAAAGGUUGGAAUAAUAGAGUCUAAUACGUUAUCAAACAAAGGGAAUUAAGAUAUCAACUUGUCCACAACAGCUGCUUCUCCUAAAUAAGACUCCUUCAAUUUGCAUGUGUGCGUGCUCGCUUAUAUAUAAACAAGCUUUCACUCCAUCAGCAGCCUAUCUCAAGAGCUUCAUACAAACGAAACAAAGAACAAACAUGGGACUUUUUGGAAGAAAAUUCAAGGCAUCAAGAGUUACAACACUGUCUAACCUUGCCAUCUCAAGGAUUGCCAUUCUCAAAAAUCAACACCAAGUUAGGUGCUCACUUACCCGUUCUGACGUUAUCCAACUACUCCAUCUUGGUCGCCAAGAAGAUGCCCUUCAUCGAGUCGAACAUGUUAUCAAGGAACAGAACACACUAGAUGCACUUGCAAUGAUGGAAAUCUACUGCCAUCUCCUAAUCGAAAAAAGGGUGCUGAUACAAACUAAAGGGCAAUGUCCUGAGGAGCUCGCAGAGGCAAUCUCAAGCUUGAUUUUUGCAGCUUCAAGAUGGGGAGAAUUCCCAGAGCUGCAUGAACUUCGAGAGAUUUUCACCUCGAGAUAUGGGAAUGAAUUUGCGGCUCAAUGUGUUGAAUUAAGAAAUAAUUGUAGCGUGCAUCCUAAGAUGAUACCCAAGCUAUCGAAACGUCAUACAGGAUCAGGGAAAAGAAGGAAUAUGCUUCAUGAUAUUGCGGCCCAUUGUGGUGUCACUCUGUGUGCAGAGGAUGAAGAAACUUCAGAUAUCAUAAUCGAAGUUAAGGUUAACAGCAAAGAGGAAUGUUCUCAAGGUGAAGAGGGAGGCACAGAAGCAGCUUCAGUGAUCAUAUUGGAGAAAAGUCAGAUAGUAUGAAAUGCCUGUUGCUUCUCUAUCAGCAGCACUACCAGCAAGAAUUGUUUGGAUCUAUCCAAGCCUAAUAAGAGCAAGGAUUAAGGCAUGGUUGACUGCCAAGCAUCUUUGCAAUCAUGCAACCAUACAUUUUCAGUAGGGACAGAGUCGUGAAGAGAUGCCACAGGGCCCAGAAAGAAAAAAGCAGCAUCAGACAAGGUUCCUAGGGAAACAUCAAUAGAGCAGCUGCAUGCGACAGAAGCUAUUCAGGGAUGAACUACUAGCUCCAAUCAUCUUAUUCAUUGGUGCUACAUUGAGCACCUAGCUUUCUUCAUAUUAUUUUUCUUAGGAUCGGAACUUGCUUUGGGGGGGGGGGAUCUUAGCUUUAUGUUUAAACUAGAUCAUUUCUGCAGACAGACAUACUUUAGAUAUAGAUCAGUAAACAAUCACAUUCGUUCUGCAGACUUAGAGUUGAGAUAAUACCUUUAUUACAUUCUCAUCUUUUGUUUGGCGCAUCAGAAUUGACGUCUAGUUAUCCUUCUUAACAUGAGAGUAUUACACAAUGAUUACAAUCAAUUGGAACAUAAGUGAAUCAAAUAGCAAGUUUUGGAUAAAGAAAA
Nicotiana tabacum (common tobacco) is the source of this 2496-nucleotide messenger RNA. RefSeq lists its product as uncharacterized. Gene Ontology annotation, biological process: protein transport. Lineage: Eukaryota; Viridiplantae; Streptophyta; Magnoliopsida; Solanales; Solanaceae. The record is from RefSeq and is a predicted model, not a curated record.